GGGUAGCGCCGCCACUAAGGCCGGGCCCGUUCCGGCCUCGCGUCCCCAGCUCCUCCGGUGCCGGUCCCUUGUCGCCCCACCUCACUCAGUGCCCGCCGGCCUUCGCUCCGGCCCGGCGCCCUCCCGCAGGGCUCGGCCCACCUCGCCUCCUCUUGUCACCUGCGGCCUCACCCGGCUCCCCGCAGCCCCUUUCCACCCUGCUGUGACUUAGCGCUGAGGGCCAGCUACAGCACAAAGCCAAACGUUUGGAAGUUGAAGGAUGAAAGCUGUGUUGCCCUUUCAUUGCACACUGAGGCGAGCAGCGCUGUUUUCUCCAGCUGAAAUGACUUGCUAAACAUGGAAGCUUUUGGGAAUCUAAAAGUGAAAAUACUCAGUAUGGCCUCAUCAUCAGCACCUAAAUAUAAUUCACACUCCUUGGAGAGCUCAUCAAUUAAAAGAACUCUAAAAGAUGGAGCUAACUGGGAAAAAAGUGAAGAAAUACCCCGUCUGCCAGGAGAGACUAGAGUUACAGACAAGGAUGUUAUUUACAUGUGUCCAUUUAAUGGUCCCGUUAAAGGAAGAGUGUACAUCACAAACUAUAGGCUGUACCUACGAAGUGUGGAAAACGAUCCAGUUGUGGUAUUGGAUGUUCCAUUAGGUGUAAUUUCAAGGAUUGAAAAAAUGGGAGGAGCUUCAAGCAGAGGAGAGAAUUCUUAUGGAUUAGAUAUAACGUGUAAAGAUAUGAGAAAUUUACGCUUUGCAUUAAAACAAGAAGGGCACAGUCGAAGAGAUAUAUUUGAAGUCCUCACAAAACAUGCUUUUCCCCAGUCCCAUAACCUGCUAUUUUUUGCCUUUGCAAAUGAAGAAAAGUUCUCAGAAAAUGGAUGGAUGGUGUAUAAUCCAAUGUCUGAAUACAGGAGACAAGGACUUCCUAAUGAACGGUGGCGAGUAACAUUUAUUAAUGAACAUUAUGGACUGUGUGACACAUAUCCAUCGCUCCUUGUAGUGCCAUAUAAUGCAACAGAUGAUGACCUUAAGAAAGUUGCUGCAUUCAGGUCCCGAAAUAGAAUCCCGGUUCUGUCAUGGAUUCAUCCAGAGAAUCAAGCUGUUAUUAUGCGCUGCAGUCAACCCCUGGUUGGAAUGAGUGGGAAGCGAAAUAAAGAUGAUGAAAGAUACCUUGAUAUAAUCAGAGAGGCUAAUGGACAGAUCUCAAAGCUGACCAUCUAUGAUGCAAGACCCAAUGUCAAUGCAGUUGCAAACAAGGCAACUGGUGGCGGAUAUGAAAGUGAAGAUGCAUAUCCCAAUGCAGAGCUUUUCUUCUUGGACAUUCACAAUAUUCAUGUCAUGAGGGAAUCCUUGAAGAAAUUGAAAGACAUUGUUUAUCCUAACGUGGAAGAGUCUCACUGGUUGUCAAGUCUGGAAUCAACCCAUUGGUUAGAACAUAUAAAGCUUGUCUUGACAGGAGCUAUUCAAGUGGCAGACAAGGUAUCCUCAGGAAGGAGCUCUGUGCUGGUUCACUGCAGUGAUGGCUGGGACCGAACAGCGCAGCUGACAUCGCUGGCCAUGUUGAUGCUUGACAGCUACUACAGAACAAUUGAAGGCUUUGAAGUUCUAGUGCAAAAAGAGUGGAUAAGCUUUGGACACAAAUUCGCAUCGAGAAUAGGGCACGGUGAUAAAAACCAUGCUGAUGCAGACAGAUCGCCCAUCUUCCUGCAGUUUAUUGAUUGUGUCUGGCAGAUGUCUAAACAGUUUCCUACAGCCUUUGAAUUCAACGAACAAUUGUUGAUUACAAUCCUGGAUCACUUGUACAGCUGCCGGUUUGGGACUUUCUUAUACAACAGCGAGUCUGUUAGAGAAAAAGAGAAAGUGACUGAAAAAACAUUAUCACUGUGGUCUUUAAUAAACAGCGACAAGUCUAAAUACACCAAUCCUUUUUAUAGUAAAGAGCUAAACAGAGCUCUCUAUCCAGUAGCCAGCAUGCGUCACCUUGAGCUCUGGGUCAAUUACUACAUCAGAUGGAACCCAAGAAUCCGACAGCAACAGCCAAAUCCAGUGGAGCAGCGUUACAUGGAGCUCCUUGCGUUGCGAGAUGAUUAUAUGAGGAGACUUGAAGAACUACAGAUCACAAAUAACUCUAAGAUAUCCAACUCAUCAGCCUCGUCAACGUCUCCCUCACAAAUGAUGUCCCACGUACAAACACAUUUUUGAAGAAAACGUUGGCUUCUUUCUAUAUCAUAAUAGCAAGUGGUGCUUAACAUAGAUCUAAGAGUAUAAAGAAGAGUAUUUUAAUGCCUUACGUUAGAUUGUCCUAACACAAAGUAUUUUAGACUGUCUUCAUUCGAGGAGGACUUCAGAACAAAACCAACUCUUCCAUUAUGUGCCUUUCGGAACCUGUAAACUGGGAACAGGAAUAAUUGACUUCUAGUUACAGAGUACUUUAGAGUUAUUUUGGAAAGUCUGGUACAGUUUGAAAUGAAAUUGAUUUAUUGUUUUCAUAAGAAUGCUUUAAUUUAUUACAUUAUAGGUCUGUCCUUCCUGUAAGGGAAUUCAUGAGCAGUCUUGGAUAUUGUGAAUAAAACCCAUUAACAUCAAGAGGAAUAUUCACAUCGUGUCAAAGUAACCACGUGUCUAUUCCUGUUAGGAAUACGGCUGUGGACUUGGUGAGGCAAAAAUAAAUCACGUGGUAAGAUUUCAGAGGGAAGUUACGAAGUUAAAAUGUUCUGGUUAUCCGAGAGUUCCACGUUUUCUUGCUCCAAAAUAAAUGAAAAGAUGGAAGGAUCUAGUUUUAAUUAAACAGUGCAGGUUGCCCAGCAGGUAUCAAAAGAAAAGAUGGUUUUUUAUUGUAUUUUUUUAAGAGAUGACAGUUGCACUGGAUUCUGAGAGGUCCUGUUUUGCAGUAUAUUACAAAUGAUCGCUAUUGGCUGUAUUGACUUUAUGGAUUAAUACAGAACAAAACAUUGCUAAAUAAGGUUUAUAGAGUUAAAAGCAGAUCCCCAGGGACGCUGCCUAAAUAUCCAGCAACAGCCAUUGUAUUAAAGCUCGAGUACGUCUUAUAAAAAUAAAUGUGCCUGUUUAGAGGAGCUUUUAUACCAAAGUAGGCAAAAAAAAAGAAACUAUCAGUUCUGAAUACUGUUGAAAACGUGUAAAUUUCUAGUCUGCUGUUCACUGUAUAUUUAACUUUUGUUUAAUGAAUUUAUUCUUAAAUAUUUAAGGGACUUCAGUAUAGGAGAUCUUCAUAGAGUGCGUGCACUUGCACUGAACCCUCCACUGAGUUCUAGUUUGAGGUCUUUAUUUCAGAGGCGUUUUAUAAACCUUUAACUUGCUCUUUUCAGGUAUUUUGUAAUAGUUGCAAGCAUUUCUUUAUGACAGACAGACCUUGCUACCCGAUAUUUCAUUAGGAUAUUGCAUAUUCCCACAGGUUUAAUGAUAUUCAGGCAAUCCAGGAAAUGUUGCAUUUCCCAAUUUGUAGAGCACUCUGCUAUUGUUAUUUGAAAUGAAAUGUUCUGAUGCUCGAGGCUUCUGUCACUGUAAAUUAUUGUACAUGCAGUGAGUUUGGAUCAGCAGGAUAUAAUAGUAUUAUAUAUAAAUUAAGGUGCGUGUAAGUAUACAUGAUAUAGUUUUAUUAGAAAUUCCGCGAGUUUAUAAUGUGUAAAUAUUUUGCAUACAAAAACUAAGUUUAAAGCUAUAAUUCCACAGAGUCAGUCAAAGUUUAGAGGGAUAUUUUUUAGGAGCAGUGUUUUUUCUUUCAAAGGAAUUAAAAUGUGCUGCCUCUCCAUUUGCUUCAGCGCAGACACGGAGUUGCACUACUUUAUGUUCAGGGAAGCUCAGAGCAUACAGCGCGUGUGCUCUAAAAUGCACACAACUUAUUUCUUUGUCCUUUAAAUUUCAUUCUCCCUUCAGUAUUUCUCACUGUGGUUUCCAAACCAACAAGAAAUGCCGUGAUCCCAAAGCUUGGCUCGUUGAGGUAAACAAGAUGCAUUUAUUUCAGAUGAAGGAAGAUACUUGGCUGAGAUACACUUUUGAGAACUAUGCAUAUUCUGGUAUAUUUUGCCUUUUACUUGUAGUUUCUAUAUGUAUAUAGAUACGUAUAUAUAAAGCUAAUUUUAUUAGAAUAUUUAAUGUUUCUGUAUUUGAGUUGAAUACAUCGGUGACAUCUCUGAGCGGUGUGGGGAAGUUCAGAAGGUAUAAUUCUACACUACACGAUAACCUGUUGUGUGUGGGGAAAUGUAACAUAAUGGAAAGAUCUUUAUGCGCUCAGUUCAUUACUUAGAUUCCAUUCUUCAUAUUGCUGGUUUGGAUCAGUGUUCAUAGGAAGCUCCUUUCCAUCCAGAUGAGUAUUUGGGCUGUCAUUUGGCAUUGUGAUGUGAGCCUCCCCAGGUCCAAGCCAGGAAGUUCCUGAGGUGGUGAAUAAGGAAGUGAUGGGCAAUGACUGCCAGCUUUGGGAGAGGGAGAGCUGGGCUGUAGCCAGCAGCAGCUACAGCUCCGUGCUGUCCUUUGUGAAACACUGGCCUGAGCUCUGUUACUGUGUUAUUGUUUUAUUUCUCUUGUAUCCUUCCUUCCACGGACCCUGUUCUGUACUGGGAAGUUACUGCAGACUGCUUUCUUCCUUUGCUGCAUGCCUUAUCCAUCCCAGCAUCACCGUUAGGAGUGUUACCUACGGAAGCCUCUCACACUGCCUCCUUUGGAAGUAUGUUGGAGCUCGGUUUGUACGGUGUCACACUUGAGCCCUGGGCCUAUUGCAGCAGCACCGUGGGGCGCCGGGCGAUGAGAGCCGCUCUGAAGCGGGGCGGGAGGGGAGCCCGGUCUCCGUGUGCUCUGUAUGUGCGUGGAUGGGAAUAAAGAAAUAAAGGUUUCUAGAUUUCUCUUUA
Molecule: messenger RNA, 4847 nt
Organism: Coturnix japonica (Japanese quail)
Lineage: Eukaryota; Metazoa; Chordata; Aves; Galliformes; Phasianidae
Gene: MTM1
Product: myotubularin 1
Biological process (GO): muscle cell cellular homeostasis; phosphatidylinositol dephosphorylation; mitochondrion distribution
Cellular component (GO): cytoplasm; membrane
Molecular function (GO): phosphatidylinositol-3-phosphate phosphatase activity; phosphatidylinositol-3,5-bisphosphate 3-phosphatase activity
Source: RefSeq, a predicted model, not a curated record